CUCCUGCUCACGCUGUCUCUCCUGUCCCAGCGGGAGGUGGAGAUCCUCAUGUUCCUCAGCGCCAUCGUCAUGAUGAAGAACCGACGCUCCAUCACCGUGGAGCAGCACAUUGGGAACAUCUUCAUGUUCAGCAAAGUGGCGAACGCCAUCCUCUUCUUCCGCCUCGACAUCCGCAUGGGCCUGCUCUACCUCACGCUCUGCAUAGUGUUCCUGAUGACCUGCAAGCCCCCCCUCUACAUGGGCCCCGAGUACAUCAAGUAUUUCAGUGACAAGACCAUUGAUGAGGAGCUGGACCGGGACAAGCGGGUGACGUGGAUCGUUGAGUUCUUUGCCAACUGGUCCAGCGAGUGCCAGUCCUUCGCCCCCAUCUUCGCUGACCUCUCUCUCAAGUACAACUGCCCAGGACUGCACUUCGGGAAGGUGGAUGUUGGACGGUACACGGAUGUCAGCACCAGGUACAAGGUCAGCACCUCGCCCCUCACCAAGCAGCUGCCCACCCUCAUCCUCUUCCAGGGUGGGACAGAGACCAUGCGCCGGCCGCAGAUUGACAAGAAGGGCCGGGCUGUGUCCUGGACCUUCUCUGAGGAGAACGUGAUCCGGGAGUUCAACCUCAACGAGCUCUACCAGAAGGCCAAGAAGCAGUCGAAGCCGCGGGAGGAGGGGCCUGAGGAGCUCCCCGGGGUGCAGGCGGCUGCUGGACACCCCCACGGGGAGACCAAGAAGGAGAAGUAG
Molecule: messenger RNA, 732 nt
Organism: Charadrius vociferus (killdeer)
Lineage: Eukaryota; Metazoa; Chordata; Aves; Charadriiformes; Charadriidae
Gene: TMX2
Product: thioredoxin-related transmembrane protein 2
Exons: 7
Biological process (GO): brain development
Cellular component (GO): membrane-bounded organelle
Molecular function (GO): disulfide oxidoreductase activity
Source: RefSeq, a predicted model, not a curated record